This is a messenger RNA of Symbiodinium natans, 744 nucleotides long. NCBI's taxonomy places the organism in Eukaryota, Dinophyceae, Suessiales, Symbiodiniaceae. The record is from the annotation of a GenBank genome assembly.
AUGCAGGGGUCAACCAAACGUGCCAUGAGGGGCCGGCGACAGCUGUUGAGGCUGGCCGCUGUCUUUGUUCUCGGCUUGUCAUGUUGGCUUUUCUCUUCAAUCUCCGUGGCAGUGCUGUGCUUCAUCCCGAUGCAGUCGCACGCGCCACGCGUCCUGCGACGAGCAGUGCCGGACCUGGGUGAGAAGAGAGGGCCAAAAAUAGACAGCCGCUUCCCGCCCCCAGAAGACGUCUUGAAGUACCGUGGCCCAAAUCCCAAAGUUAGGAGGAACCGGAGGGCGAGCGGCAUUGCGACCGAGCAGCUGUCCCCACCAAAGAAGGGUGGCCUCAUCCCUUCGAGAGGUUCUAGGGUCUACAUACGGCACACUGGCUGGACUGUUCAAGACGCACAGAUGUUUGACAGUUCAUUCCUCCGGACACAAGAGCCAGAGAUGUUCGAAGUCUCAGAGGUUCUGGCAGCCUGGCGUGCAGCGCUGCUGGAGAUGCGGGAGGGCGAGAAGAUGAGGGUUUGGGUUCCGGCGUCCAGGCCGACGCAGCUGGACUGGGGCGUGUACAGCGAGCGAGGGCAAUACCCGUGGGUCUUCGACAUCGAGCUUGUAAAGGUCGAAGAGGAUCCACCUUACUGGCUUCUCGGGCUACUGGUCACUCCCAUCAUUGCUGGGGAGCUGUACAUACGCAUCACAGGGAGAACGCCUGGUGAGGCUCUGAAUGAGAUCAUGUAUGGCGAUUUGGGUACUAUGGGCUAG